Messenger RNA from Pecten maximus, 7638 nucleotides. RefSeq names its product ly6/PLAUR domain-containing protein 6-like. Gene Ontology annotation, molecular function: acetylcholine receptor regulator activity. The record is from RefSeq and is a predicted model, not a curated record. The transcript has 5 exons. NCBI's taxonomy places the organism in Eukaryota, Metazoa, Mollusca, Bivalvia, Pectinida, Pectinidae. Bases 404 to 976 code for a protein of 190 amino acids.
UUUUUACCUUACUUUAAAGACGUGCAUUGUUAGAGUCGGAUCUCGAAAACACUCCGUAAAAAGGCAAACAUUUUGAACACACAACUUAAUCUGUCAAGUGUUAUUAGGUGGAUAUUUGUGUAAAUAUCUUCUACAAAUGUCCGACACCGACAGCACACCAACACAUUAGACUAAGAGUCAACAGGUACCACUAGUAGUGGCGACUAGAGAGUGAUGCGGGCUCUUACUAACCAUUAGAGGAAAGUAGAUAUUUAUACCUAUACUUUCCCACUAAGUACACUUGAAGGUGUGAGACGCCAGGUGGAUAUAUGUGUUUAUAAACAGUGACAAUUUCCUGUUAGAUAGGCCGCCGACCGCCCAUACAGCUUACCAGUGUUGGUGGGGGACGAUACAGAGAGAUUUGAUGUUUGAGAGGUCGAGACAUAAUACUGACACUACAGACAACAACAUAUAUCGUACUCCAGUCGACAUGGCUCUCCUGGCACUCCGUACCCUGCUCCUGGUAGCUGUCCUCCAGAUAUCUACCGCCAACCUCGUCAUCACCGCAGACGAACAGCAUACCAGUGAUAUUACGUGCUGGACUUGUCCAGUCAAGAAGAACAACGACGCGUGCAACGACUGGGCCCCGGAUGUGAAAUGUCCUCUCAAUAACACUGUAUGUAAGACAACUCACAUCCUACACAAGACUACCGGGGAGAGUGUGUCCGUCAUCAAGCAGUGUGCGCCUCCCUCUGAAUGUGACCUGGAGGCAGUAGGCUGUACGGCUAUUCCUAACACGGACCACAUGGAGUGUAUAUCUUGUUGUGACAAGCCCUACUGUAACGUUGCCGUCCCCGUUAACACGACCACUGCCAUCAAGUUAUCAUCCUACUUCAGUGGUGCCAGUGACCUUCACCCCAGUCAGCACAUUAUGACCUUCACUAUUGUUGUUGUCAUGGGUUACCUCUUCACCAGCGUUUUGAAUGGACAAGGAUGAUUUCUCUGACAUCUCAUUUUCGAGUAUGAAGCUGGUUCAUUUCUAAAUGAAUUUGAAAUAUACAUCUUGAAAAGAGAAACUGGUAUUCCAAACACAAAGUUUCCUAGCAAGGAGAGCUCAGGCAACAAAUGGAAGUUCCCAAGGAAAAAGUGUUUGUUUGAAGUUCUGUUUUGGGUAACAUUGUGGGAAUGAAAAAGAAACAUCCCAUUCUUCACUGCGACAGAAUCAGUUCAUGGGAACUCUUCAGUAACCUGUGAAUUAGUGCAGGUUCCUCAGUCCUUGGUCUUCAUUCAAUUCAAGAUCUUUGAGAAGUACACAGUACAUGUCUCCUGAGAAAGAUUCCACAUACAGUUCUCACAAUAUGAAUACCCGGUAGUGUAUCACCAGAAUGGAAUCUGGUGGAAAUAGUGGUUCUGAUAGAAUACCACUACAUAGGACAGCGAGGUCCAGACUUAGGACAGUAUUAGGACCUUACGUUGGUGAACUGUACUGAAUGGUGACAGUAAUGGUGCUUCAGAGUCUAUACAGGCCGUGACUGGUGUUAGAACCUCAGUUAAUUUAACCUAAACAUCAGCGAUAGUGAUUAGGGUCCAUACAGGGUAAAAAAAACUUAUUAUUUCAUUUCAAAUAUUGCCACCAUGAGGUGAUAGAUUACCUACCAGACCAGUAUUACCACAAGGUACUUCAGUCCCAGACCAGAUCUAACAUAACCUGAUCUGGCAGACACCUUAAUCACAAUAACUCUUAAACAAUCUCAAACAUGAGAAUUUGUGAUAUCAGGGAGAAUAUUUACGAUCAUCAACAUCAUAAUGACAUGAAUGCCAGCAGUGUUAAACAGUCGUGCUUCAUAUCCACAUGAAUGCCAGCAGUGUUAAACAGUCGUGCUUCAUAUCCACAUGAAUGCCAGCAGUGUUAAACAGUCGGCUUCAUAACCACAUGAAUGCCAGCAGUGUUAAACAGUCGUGCUUCAUAUCCACAUGAAUGCCAGCAGUGUUAAACAGUCGUGCUUCAUAUCCACAUGAAUGCCAGCAGUGUUAAACAGUCGUGCUUCAUAACCACAUGAAUGCCAGCAGUGUUAAACAGUCGUGCUUCAUAUCCACAUGAAUGCCAGCAGUGUUAAACAGUCGUGCUUCAUAUCCACAUGAAUGCCAGCAGUGUUAAACAGUGGUGUGAUAAACAGCCUUACUAUGACAAUGAUAGUGCCAAGCAUAUAGUGUUAACGUCACAUGGACGAAACCCAGUGUACGUAAAAGUGAUUUUACUGAUUACAUUGUACGGAUUGUUUUGUUGUAUAUAACAUGUUUUACAUAUGUACAUAUUAUAUAUUAAUUUAUAAUUAACAGCUACUAUUAACAUAAAAUCAAAAUCAUGCAUCUAUUAAAAAAAUACUCGUACAUCUCAUCAUGUCACAUGAAAUACUCAAUUCUCCAUGACAACCAAUAUCGGGGACAGCUGAAGGGGAGAUAAUCCUGUUACUUUUGAAGGUUACUAUACUUUGUAGAUCCUGUUACUUUUGAAGGUUACUAUACUUUGUAGAUCCUGUUACUUUUGAAGGUUACUAUACUUUGUAGAUCCUGUUACUUUUGAAGGUUACUAUACUUUGUAGAUCCUGUUACUUUUGAAGGUUACUAUACUUUGUAGAUCCUGUUACUUUUGAAGGUUACUAUACUUUGUAGAUCCUGUUACUUUUGAACGUUACUAUACUUUGUAGAUCCUGUUACUUUUGAAGGUUACUAUACUUUGUAGAUCCUGUUACUUUUGAACGUUACUAUACUUUGUAGAUCCUGUUACUUUUGAAGGUUACUAUACUUUGUAGAUCCUGUUACUUUUGAAGGUUACUAUACUUUGUAGAUCCUGUUACUUUUGAAGGUUACUAUACUUUGUAGAUCCUGUUACUUUUGAAGGUUACUAUACUUUGUAGAUCCUGUUACUUUUGAAGGUUACUAUACUUUGUAGAUCCUGUUACUUUUGAAGGUUACUAUACUUUGUAGAUCCUGUUACUUUUGAAGGUUACUAUACUUUGUAGAUCCUGUUACUUUUGAAGGUUACUAUACUUUGUAGAUCCUGUUACUUUUGAAGGUUACUAUACUUUGUAGAUCCUGUUACUUUUGAAGGUUACUAUACUUUGUAGAUCCUGUUACUUUUGAAGGUUACUAUACUUUGUAGAUCCUGUUACUUUUGAAGGUUACUAUACUUUGUAGAUCCUGUUACUUUUGAAGGUUACUAUACUUUGUAGAUCCUGUUACUUUUGAAGGUUACUAUACUUUGUAGAUCCUGUUACUUUUGAAGGUUACUAUACUUUGUAGAUGUGCAAUAAAUAGUGUUUUUUUUAAACCAGGAAACAGAGAUAUCUAGGUAUUGUAUAUAGAUAGUAAUGACAUGCUGUUAUACAAUUAUCUGGUGAAGUUUUAGGAGGAAAUACCAGGGUAAAUCUGAAGAACAUAGGCACUAAUUUAGAUCUCUGAAGUUUUAGGAGGAAAUACCAGGGUACUGUACUACAUAUAAAGAACAUGCACAGGCACUAAUUUAGAUCUCUGAAGUUCUUAUGUACCUCCAGUAGUUGUGCUUCUACAAUGUAUUUUUAUUUCAAUAAUUUUAACUUCAAGAUGUGUCCCUUAAAUGAUAAUUCCAAUAUAUACAAUUAUGUAGGAGCUGGGGCCUUCAUAGCUAGCAGAGUAGUAUGGGGUCAAAACUGGAAAACUGGACAGUUUAACAUUGGGAAAUAUGCAUAAAAAUGACCAGCUAUCAACUUUAAGAAUAAAAACAUCACAUGCUUUAUUUUGAAAAUUCCAUAGUUUGAGACUGGAGUUCCGCUCUGAAAAAUGCUAAAAACAGGAGAGUCGAGUCUAAAACUGGAAACUUAACAGUUAUAUGAAUUAGAUUAACCAGACCCUUAUAAUAGUUAGGUCCCUGACAUGACCUAUUAUCUCCCCUAAUGUUUACCAGACCUUUAUAAUAGUUAGGUCCCUGACAUGACCUAUUAUCUCCCUAAUGUUUACCACCUUUUGAUUGGUUAGGUCCCUAACUUGACCUAUUAUCUCCCUAAUGUUUACCAGACCUUUAUAUUAGUUAGGUCCCUAACUUGACCUAUUAUCUCCCUAAAGUUUACCAGACCUUUAUAUUGGUUAGGUCCCUAACUUGACCUAUUAUCUCCCUAAUGUUUACCAGACCUUUAUAUUGGUUAGGUCCCUAACUUGACCUAUUAUCUCCCUAAUGUCACCAGACCUUUAUAUUGGUUAGGUCCCUAACUUGACCUAUUAUCUCCCUAAUGUCACCAGACCUUUAUAUUGGUUAGGUCCCUAACUUGACCUAUUAUCUCCCUAAUGUCACCAGACCUUUAUAUUGGUUAGGUCCCUAACUUGACCUAUUAUCUCCCUAAUGUCACCAGACCUUUAUAUUAGUUAGGUCCCUAACUUGACCUAUUAUCUCCCUAAUGUCACCAGACCUUUAUAUUGGUUAGGUCCCUAACUUGACCUAUUAUCUCCCUAAUGUCACCAGACCUUUAUAUUAGUUAGGUCCCUAACUUGACCUAUUAUCUCCCUAAUGUUACCAGACCUUUAUAUUAGUUAGGUCCCUAACUUGACCUAUUAUCUCCCUAAUGUUACCAGACCUUUAUAUUGGUUAGGUCCCUGACUUGACCUAUUAUCUCCCUAAUGUCACCAGACCUUUAUAUUGGUUAGGUCCCUAACUUGACCUAUUAUCUCCCUAAUGUUUACCAGACCUUUAUAUUAGUUAGGUCCCUAACUUGACCUAUUAUCUCCCUGUUUACCAGACCUUUAUAUUGGUUAGGUCCCUAACUUGACCUAUUAUCUCCCUAAUGUUUACCAGACCUUUAUAUUGGUUAGGCCCCUAACUUGACCUAUUAUCUCCCUAAUGUUUACCAGACCUUUAUAUUGGUUAGGUCCCUAACUUGACCUAUUAUCUCCCUAAUGUUUACCAGACCUUUAUAUUAGUUAGGUCCCUGACUUGACCUAUUAUCUCCCUAAUGUUUACCAGACCUUUAUAUUAGUUAGGUCCCUGACUUGACCUAUUAUCUCCCCUAAUGUUUACCAGACCUUUAUAUUAGUUAGGUCCCUGACAUGACCUAUUAUCACCCCUAAUGUUUACCAGACCUUUAUAUUGGUUAGGUCCCUAACUUGACCUAUUAUCUCCCCUAAUGUUUACCACCUUUAUAUUAGUUAGGUCCCUAACUUGACCUAUUAUCUCCCCUAAUGUCACCAGACCUUUAUAUUAGUUAGGCCCCUAACUUGACCUAUUAUCUCCCUAAUGUUUACCACCUUUAUAUUAGUUAGGUCCCUAACUUGACCUAUUAUCUCCCCUAAUGUUUACCAGACCUUUAUAUUGGUUAGGUCCCUAACAUGACCUAUUAUCUCCCUAAUGUUACCAGACCUUUAUAUUAGUUAGGUCCCUAACAUGACCUAUUAUCUCCCUAAUGUUACCAGACCUUUAUAUUGGUUAGGUCCCUGACUUGACCUAUUAUCUCCCUAAUGUUACCAGACCUUUAUAUUGGUUAGGUCCCUGACUUGACCUAUUAUCUCCCUAAUGUUACCAGACCUUUUGAUUGGUUAGGUCCCAAACUUGACCUAUUAUCUCCCUAAUGUUUACCAGACCUUUAUAUUAGUUAGGUCCCUAACUUGACCUAUUAUCUCCCCUAAUGUUUACCAGACCUUUAUAUUAGUUAGGUCCCUGACUUGACCUAUUAUCUCCCUAAUGUUAACCAGACCUUUAUAUUGGUUAGGUCCCUAACAUGACCUAUUAUCUCCCUAAUGUUUACCAGACCUUUAUAUUAGUUAGGUCCCUAACUUGACCUAUUAUCUCCCUAAUGUUUACCAGACCUUUAUAAUAGUUAGGUCCCUAACUUGACCUAUUAUCUCCCCUAAUGUUUACCAGACCUUUAUAUUAGUUAGGUCCCUAACUUGACCUAUUAUCUCCCCUAAUGUUUACCAGACCUUUAUAUUGGUUAGGUCCCUAACUUGACCUAUUAUCUCCCUAAUGUUUACCAGACCUUUAUAUUAGUUAGGUCCCUAACUUGACCUUUUAUCUCCCUGUUUACCAGACCUUUAUAUUAGUUAGGUCCCUAACUUGACCUAUUAUCCCCCCUAAAGUUACCAGACCUUUUGAUUGGUUAGGUCCCUAACUUGACCUAUUAUCUCCCUAAUGUUUACCAGACCUUUAUAUUAGUUAGGUCCCUAACUUGACCUAUUAUCUCCCUAAUGUUUACCAGACCUUUAUAUUAGUUAGGUCCCUAACUUGACCUAUUAUCUCCCCUAAUGUUUACCAGACCUUUAUAUUAGUUAGGCCCCUAACUUGACCUAUUAUCUCCCUAAUGUCACCAGACCUUUAUAUUAGUUAGGUCCCUAACUAGACCUAUUAUCUCCCCUAAUGUUUACCAGACCUUUAUAUUGGUUAGGUCCCUAACUAGACCUAUUAUCUCCCUAAUGUUACCAGACCUUUAUAUUGGUUAGGUCCCUAACUUGACCUAUUAUCUCCCCUAAUGUUUACCAGACCUUUAUAUUAGUUAGGUCCCUAACUUGACCUAUUAUCUCCCUAAUGUUUACCAGACCUUUAUAAUAGUUAGGUCCCUAACUUGACCUAUUAUCUCCCUAAUGUUUACCAGACCUUUAUAUUGGUUAGGUCCCUAACUUGACCUAUUAUCUCCCUAAUGUUUACCAGACCUUUAUAUUGGUUAGGUCCCUAACUUGACCUAUUAUCUCCCUAAUGUUUACCAGACCUUUAUAUUGGUUAGGUCCCUAACUUGACCUAUUAUCUCCCUAAUGUUUACCAGACCUUUAUAAUAGUUAGGUCCCUGACAUGACCUAUUAUCCCCCCUAAUGUUUACCACCUUUAUAAUAGUUAGGUCCCUAACUUGACCUAUUAUCUCCCCUAAUGUUUACCAGACCGUUAUAUUGGUUAGGUCCCUAACUUGACCUAUUAUCUCCCUAAUGUUUACCACCUUUAUAUUAGUUAGGUCCCUGACAUGACCUAUUAUCUCCCCUAAUGUUACCAGACCUUUAUAUUGGUUAGGUCCCUAACUUGACCUAUUAUCUCCCUAACGUUUACCAUCUACCUCCUCAUCAGUGUCAUCACUAGUACAUGUCAAAAUAUAAUCCCCUGGAUCACAAGAUAUUAACACAAACACUAUGUACAAUAAAAUGCCAUACCUGUGAUUUUACCUAUUAAUAAGUACCAUAUACUCAAUUUCGAUUUAAUAUUUGCCAAAAGUGACGAUUCAAUUGAGCAGAUUUCACGGUGAUUUUUUUUACAAUAACUCAUUGCAGCUGUGUCCAAACUGUAUCAAGUGUAUAGACAUGACACAAAUGAAUUUUUUAUACAAGAAUAAAUAUGUUUCAGUGCUCUGAAAUUUUUCUGAUCUCUAUAUAUUAUCGCUAAAUCCUUAAAAUAUGUCAGAAUUAAAAGCUGUUAAUCAUAUAUUUAUAAGAAAUGGACAGAAUCCCACGGCAGUAUACAGGGACCUGGCUUUGGUUUUAGGGUGGACCCAUAAUAGGCCCAUAUAUAAUCUUCAAAACAUAAUCUACUGAUCUAUCUGGUUGUUAUGUCUGAAACCAAGUAUAUGGCUAUACCUUAAACCUUUGGCCAGGAUAUACUCCGAAGGUGUAGAGAAGCAAGGUAAAAUGAGCAAAACCCUUGGCUUUUUAUGAUAU